Pelobates fuscus (common spadefoot toad) is the source of this 696-nucleotide messenger RNA. RefSeq names its product mucin-3A-like. The record is from RefSeq and is a predicted model, not a curated record. Bases 25 to 636 code for a protein of 203 amino acids. The transcript has 7 exons. NCBI's taxonomy places the organism in Eukaryota, Metazoa, Chordata, Amphibia, Anura, Pelobatidae.
AACAACACAAAUUGUACAAACUACAUGAAUAACGAUCUCCUGUGCUUUACUCCAAACAACACACACGUUACAAGGCAAAACCUAAAUAUACCAGGUAUCUGCUUGCAACAAUUAACCAUCCCCAUUGAGGUUCGGAACUUUUAUUCACCAAAAAAUGUCUCUGGAGUUAUUCUAUGUGUGUCCAACUGCAGUACCAACAGUGACUCUUUUAUAAACUGUAACAAGGGACAAUGUUCGGUCACCCAACAAGGACCAAAAUGCUAUUGUGUAUCAUCGGACCAGUUCUGGUAUUCAGGAGACAGAUGCCAAGUAUCUAUCAGUAAACCUGGUGUGUACGGUGGAGUGGCUGCUGGUCUGGCCGUACUUCUCAUUAUUAUUUUGACUCUGGCUAUAAUUCUGUGCAGACGGAGACGUCAAGCUUCAGAGAAGCUGAUAGACAAAGAGAAUCGCUGGUAUGAAGAUGGCUGGGAAGCAGAUGGUAAAGGUGAAAGAUCUGUGGACACCGAAAGUGGUGCAAGUAAUUUCUAUCCGGUCCUUGAGAAUGUGAAUACAGAUGUCAAGAUGACUGUUCCCCGACCAAGCCCCUAUUUUGGGCCACGAUCUGUACCAACAGCUAUGUGGGAAUCAUCCACCUGAACACAUCAAUGAAUAUCGAAAUGUUUUAUAGGUGGAGGCCGUCAACAGGCAUCUUACAUU